This is a messenger RNA of Aedes aegypti (yellow fever mosquito), 2584 nucleotides long. Its product is annotated as transcription factor grauzone. Lineage: Eukaryota; Metazoa; Arthropoda; Insecta; Diptera; Culicidae. Gene Ontology annotation, molecular function: zinc ion binding; RNA polymerase II cis-regulatory region sequence-specific DNA binding; DNA-binding transcription factor activity. Bases 172 to 2292 code for a protein of 706 amino acids. Gene Ontology annotation, cellular component: nucleus. Gene Ontology annotation, biological process: regulation of transcription by RNA polymerase II. The transcript has 5 exons. The record is from RefSeq and is a predicted model, not a curated record.
GACUCGAAUCUAUUUUUGUUUAUCAACAGUGUCGUGAGUUUUCUUUUGAUGGCUUUUAAAUUUUUAUUGAACCGCCAAUUUCUUCAUUGUUUUAACAAGUUUAGUUUAGUCUAUUCGUUCCAUGUUUGUACCUAGUUUAGUUAAGAAAAUGUGCUAAACUAAACGUUAACAAUGAAUGCUGUGUGCUGUCGUUUGUGUGGUUACAAUUCGUCCGAACUCGUCGCGAUCUUUGGCGACCAAGGAUUGGCCGCCGAAUAUGCCAGGAAAAUUGGCCGAUAUCUGUACCUUUUGGUUACGCCCGCCGAUGACCUCCCGAAAGCAUUAUGCUGGAUGUGCACGGAGCAGCUGGACUCGUUCCACCGCUUCCACCAGAAGAUCAACGAAAUCCAGCAGCGCACGUUGAAAGACCGCUAUUUGGAGUUUGUGAUUGAAGCCCACCAUCGUUUUGUGGAGGAGGGAGAGAUUGAAAUCGUUGAGCACAACGCGGUAGACGAGGAGGAAGAUGAUGUUCCACCGGGCAAAUCCGGUGCCCCGCUGGAAGAAGCUAUCGAAGAAGUUCAGGUGAUAGAAUCUCAUGUGGAGGAAGAAGAGGAAGGCAGAGAAGCUGAUGAGCUAACUGUGCGACUAAUACCAGAUGGCACGGAAGAAAAUUCUUUUCUGGUAGUUAAAACAGAAUCGGAGGCGGUAGUCGUCGAGGAGACGCAAGUGCAGGAAAAUCGUCAAAUUCCUAGUGUGGAUGCUUCCCAGGUGGAAGUGUUUGAAAUAAGAAAAAGCAGCAGGAAGAGGCGUAGCAAGACUGAGGGUGCCAACGAUGAUGAGGAGGACAUAAUGUUGCAGCAAAAGACGCCCAGGAGGAGAAGCCGUCAGCUUCAAACAACCCCUAAGAAUCGCCUUGCAGCAUCAACCUCCAAUGCAAAGCAGGACAGUCCCAGCCAAAAGGUCAGUGGAAGGCAACACGGAGGAAUUUUAGCUGACCAUGACGAAUAUUACGAGGAAACAAACGAAGGGGAGAGUGGCGACGAAUUUCCGGCUCGAGACUCGGACAAUGAGGAAUGGCCAGCUGCUGAAACCAUGGAUAAGUUCCCCACGACGCUGAUCAGGGAUGGGCUGCUGGUGGUGAAGGGAACGCUGCUGAUGGAUAUGAUCAAUCGGUUUUAUAAUCUGCAAUGCGCUAUAUGCAAGGAUAAGCUGGUCCGAUUUAAAACUCUUACGGAGCUGUACAUCCACUUUGAAUCGAAUCAUGAACAAGCAGGAUACGUAACUUGUUGCCAGACGAAGAUUCAUCGUUAUCCAUCUCUGAUUAUGCAUAUGGCUCGACAUAUUCAACCGGAAGCCUUCAAGUGUGACAUUUGCGGAUACAUGGUUACCAGGCCACGGUUUUUGCCAACUCAUCGACAAACCCAUUUACCUGAAGAGGAAAAACCAUACGGCUGUGAGCAUUGUCCGAAGCGAUUCUGUUGGAAACGGGCAUUGCAGAUUCAUGAAAAUUCGCAUAAGGCACCAGCGGAAAGGAUUGUCUACAACUGUUCCAUAUGUGAGAAAACAUACGACACGCCAGGAGGCCUAUCGGCACACAAACGUAACGUCCAUCUAACCCCAUUAUCCGCCAAGGUGCCACAUGUUUGCGAAGUUUGCGCAAACAGUUUUGCCACCAGUUCGGGGCUGAAGGAGCACAUGCGUACAAUCCAUCAGCCGCAAGAGAAGGUGUUGGUACAGUGUCCAGAGUGUUCCAAGUGGUUGAUGAACAGCCGCUGCUUGAAAAUUCAUAUGCAACUGCACAGGAAAGAUGACUAUGAAUGCGACUUGUGUGACUACAAGACCAAAAAGGCUCCUCUUCUAAAGCGACACCAUAUAACGCAUCACCAGCAGGAAAGGCCAUUUGCAUGUGAUGAGUGCGAUAAAACGUUUAAGCAUAAACGAGCCCUAACUAUCCACAAGGGUACCAAACACACUGGAGAUAGCAAUGGUUUCAAGUGCAAUUUCUGCGAUCGAACGUUUAAAAGUUCGACCAAUUUCUAUACCCAUCGGAAGAAUCGUCAUCCAGUCGAGCUUGCCGCCAUGAAGGAACAGGCGGAAGCAGAGAAGAAGCUACAACGUAUCAGAGCCGGUAUCGAACCGGAUGAUGUUCCCCUAGCGGAGGAAUCCACGAUAACGACCACUCCAGAUGGGACACGAAUCAUUACCAUAAACAGUAGGAAGUAUAGCAUGAACGAGCCUAUGAACACGAUGAUUGUUCUGGAUAUCAGUGGAGAACCGAUUCAGACUGCCAGUGAAACAGAGCAAGCCGACUAGUGUGAAUGACCAAAAGGCGCGAACAGCUUUUUUGGCCUAACGCAUGUCCCUUAUUUGUAUGAAACGUGCUGUAAAUAGAAUAUGUGUCACCCUACUACUACUUUCUGUGGAGUAUAGUAAAUGUAGCUAGCGCUGAACUGGUCUUCACAUUAUGCAUCGCAAUUCCAGAACUGAAAAAAAACGUACGAAUUGAAUGAACGUUUUUCCAUACAAAAUGGUCAAAUUUAAAAGCAUGGAUCUCGACUUUUUUGCACCGAUUGACCCUGAUUUCUUACCGCUGCGUGGAUAUAUU